AUGGCGUGGUCCCGGUACCAGCUGGGCCUGGCCGCGCUCAUGCUCCUCACCGGCUCCAUCAACACCCUGGCGGCCAAGUGGGCCGACAACUUCAGCGCUCCCGGCUGCGAUGGGACGGAGGAGCACAAAUUCCAGCACCCCUUCCUGCAGGCCGCCGGGAUGUUCCUGGGGGAAUUCUCCUGCCUCCCGGUGUUCUACCUGCUGCUCCUGCGGGAUCGGCGCCGCGCGGAUCGGGAUCGGGAUCAGGAUCGGGAUGGAGAUGGGGAUCCAGCCCCGGCCCCAUCCCGACCCUUCAACGCCCUGCUGUUCCUGCCCCCCGCCCUGUGCGACAUGGCCGGCACCAGCAUCAUGUACGUGGCUUUGAACAUGACCAGCGCCUCCAGCUUCCAGAUGCUGCGGGGCUCCCUCAUCAUCUUCACCGGGCUCCUCUCCGUGGCCUUCCUGGGCCGGAGGCUGGAGUGGAGCCACUGGGCGGGAAUUGUGCUCACCAUCCUGGGGCUGGCGCUGGUGGGAAUGGCGGAUCUGCGCGGGAACCCCGGCGGCGCCGGGCACGGGCUGGCCGACGUCAUCACCGGUGACCUCCUGAUCCUGCUGGCCCAGGCCAUCGUGUCCAUCCAGAUGGUGCUGGAGGAGAAAUUCAUCUUCAGCCACGACGUGCACCCGCUGCGCGCCGUGGGCACCGAAGGUCUUUUCGGCUUCUCCAUCCUGGCGCUGCUGCUGGUGCCGCUGUCCUUCAUCCCGGCGGGGCGGCUCUCGGGGAACCCCCGCGGCGUCCUGGAGGAUCCCGCGGACGCCUGGUGCCAGAUCCGCCGGGAGCCCCUGAUCCUGGCGGCGCUGCUGGGGAACGUCGGGAGCAUCUCCUUCUUCAACUUCGCGGGGAUCAGCGUGACGCGGGAGCUGAGCGCGACCACGCGCACGGUGCUGGACAGCCUGCGCACGCUGCUGGUCUGGGCGCUCAGCCUGGCGCUGCGCUGGGAGCGCUUCCACGCCCUCCAGAUCCCGGGAUUCGCCCUGCUCCUGGCCGGGGCCGCGCUCUACAACGGCCUGCACCGCGCGCUGCGGAGCGCCGGGAGCGCCGGGGGCAGCGGGAGCGACAGCCAGGAGAGGGAAGCGCUGCUGGGAGGGGACGGAGAUGGCGGCAACAUCCAGGGAUGA
Molecule: messenger RNA, 1155 nt
Organism: Agelaius phoeniceus (red-winged blackbird)
Lineage: Eukaryota; Metazoa; Chordata; Aves; Passeriformes; Icteridae
Source: RefSeq, a predicted model, not a curated record